UAAAUUAUCCCAAAUACUUAGGCUAUAGUUGAAGUAUGGAAUAGUAAUAUACUCUAUCUCGCUGCACCUAAUCCUAUCUUGCUUUACAUAUCCCCCGGUCCCUCAAUAUGGGGGUGUCAAUGAUUUUGCAUUUUUUGUACACACAUGAGUAAAGGCAGAGACAAGCAAACUAUUCCUAAUACUUUGGCUAUAGUUGGAAUUUGGAUUAGUAUCAUACUCUAUCUCGCUGCAACUAUCCCUAUUUCGCUUCACAGUUCCCUAUCUCACCGCUGUUUACUGUCCCUCUACUAUAAAGGGUGUCAAAGAUUUUGCAUUUUUUGUACACACAUGAGUGAAAGAGGAGACAAAAGAACUUUCCCUAAUACUUUGACAAGAAUUGUAGAAUGGAAUAGUAAAACAGUCCAUUUUUGCUGCAACUAUCCCUAUUUCACUUCACAGUUCCCUAUUUCACCGCUGUUUACUACUAUAAAGGGUGUCAAAGAUGUUGCAUUUUUUGUAGACACAUGAGCAGAAGAAAAGUCAAACAAACUAUUUGUCAUACUUUGGCUAUAGUUUGAGUUUGGAUUAGUGUCAUAAUCUAGCUCACUGCACCUAUUUGUGUUUCGCUUCACCAAUCCCUAUCUCACCCCUGUUUCGCUGUCCCUCGAUCUACCAAUCCACUAUGUGACAAUUAUGUGCAUCAAAGAUUUUGCCUUUUAUGUAGGGACGCGAGUAAAAGCAGGGACAAAUGAACUAACCCAAAUACUUAGGCUAUAGUUGGAGUGUGGAAUAGUAUCAUACUCUAUCUCGCUGCACCCAUUCCUACCUUGUGUCAACGAUUUUUACAUUUUUUGUAGAGACAUGAGUAAAAGCAGUGACAAAUCUUCUUAUACUUUGACAAUAGUUGGAGUAUAUAGUAUACUCUAUCUCAGUGCCCCUAUUCAUUUUUUCUUUACUAUCUCACUGCUGUUUCGCUAUUGCUUACGCAAUCCCCUAUCUGCCAAUACAAAGAUUUUGCAUUUUGUGUUGACACGUGAGUAAAAGCAGAGACAAAUAGACUAUCCCAAAUAUUCAGGCUUUUGUUGAACUAUGGAAUAGUAACACUCUAUCUCACUGCACCUAUUACUAUCUUAUCCUUUGCUUUGUAUAUCUACUUUUGCUGUCCUUUUACCGAGGGAUCAAAGAUUCUGCAGAUAAUACGCAAGUGGAAGGAGAGACCUUAGUUGGAUGAUAAGUAUCUGAGUUGUUGAGUUUUUAUCUUAAUUUUCCAAAAUCCUGCUUGUUUGUGUAUGAUUUCAAUAUGUUGUGGAUGUUUCGCUGUUCAAGAAUAAUUAUACCAAUGUACCCGUGUGAGCUGUGAAAUAUUGCUAAACAUGCGCCAAAACUUGGUUCUAAAAUCAUUUUAGGAGCGGCAGUAUAAUUACUGCAGAGCCAAAAACUUUUUAAGCGUGAUUGAUAAACUAAAAACCAUUUUCAAGCCUGAUUGUAAACUAAAAACCAUUAUCAAGCCUGAUUGAUAAACUAAAAACCAUUUUCUAGCCUGAUUGGUAAACCCUUCUUUGCCAGCCUAGUAACGGGGUCGCCGACAGGAAACAAUGGCGGUACGGCCGUUCUCGGACAGAGAGGGCGAGGCAAGUUGUGACGCACGAACGAGCCAACAUAAAAUGCGGCCACUCUCGGGAACCAUCAUCAGUUCCUACUGUCCGUGGAAAUUUCACCAGUUGCCUCAGCCGACCAGUUCAUCUCUUCUCCGAAACCUCCGACGACUUCUCCGAAACCUCCGACGAAUCUGCGACCAGUUCAUCUCAUCUCAGAAACCCCCAACGAGUUUUCUACCAGUUCAUUUCUUCUCCGACGAAACUUCAAGAUGUCUUCAGCUGGAUACAACAGUUCUCGUGGUCAGCGACUCGCCUCCUCCUCCUCGGACGACCACCAGUCUCUGGUCCCCUACUGCUUCAGGAACAGCGUCACGAGUCCAGAGCAGCUACACUACUCUAUCGGCAAGACCAUCGGCUCUGGGACCUACGCCAAAGUCAAGGCAGCGUGGAGUCCAUACGAGCGGAAAAUGAUCGCCAUCAAGAUACUGGAGAAACGAGGAGCCUCACAGGAAGUUCUGGACAAGUUCCUGCCUCGAGAGAUGGCCGUCGUCCGUCGUCUGAACCACCCGAGCGUCCUCCGAGUCUUCCACGUGGUGGAGACUCCGCGAGAGGUCUACUUCAUGCUGGAAAUGGCCGAGAACGGCGACCUCCUGGACUACAUCAACUGGCGCAGGUUCCUCCCCGAGCCCGAGGCCCGCUACGUCCUCCGUGGAGUGGCUGCCGGCGUGUCUCACUGCCACAGCAAGAACAUCGUGCACAGAGACCUCAAGUGUGAGAACAUCAUGAUCACCAGAGAAAUGAGAGUCAAGAUCGGAGAUUUUGGGUUUUCUCGACUGGUAGGAAGAGGAGAGAGUCCAGUCACCACUCCUUGUGGCUCCUACUCUUAUGCUGCACCAGAACUGCUCUCUUCAAGACCUGGAGAUACCUACGACGGCAAGAAAAGUGACAUUUGGAGCAUAAACUCUACAGCCAAGCAUCGUUUUGGAGCUUGUAAGUUAUUGAGCAUUGUAGCUAUAUAACAUCUCAGAAGUCUGUUUGGACAAUGGGCUGUAUUCUGUUUGCCAUGGUGUGUGGCUCUCUUCCGUAUGGUGACGACACUCGAGUUGUGCAGAUGAUUCAAAAGCCACUCCACUUCCCAAAACCCCUCACUACAGAGUGCAAGCAUCUGCUGAGAUCAGGAAUGCUCAACACAGACAGUGAGAGGCGCUACGACAUCACAGAGCUUCGUCUCUCUCUCUGGAUGAGGGGACCAGCCGUACCCCUCACUCCCUACUCCACCACCAAGAUAUCAGCAGAG
Messenger RNA from Geodia barretti, 2874 nucleotides. NCBI's taxonomy places the organism in Eukaryota, Metazoa, Porifera, Demospongiae, Tetractinellida, Geodiidae. The record is from the annotation of a GenBank genome assembly.